Molecule: messenger RNA, 4614 nt
Organism: Penicillium bovifimosum
Lineage: Eukaryota; Fungi; Ascomycota; Eurotiomycetes; Eurotiales; Aspergillaceae
Exons: 13
Coding region: 1-4614 (1537 amino acids)
Biological process (GO): siRNA processing
Cellular component (GO): nucleus; cytoplasm; RISC complex
Molecular function (GO): RNA binding; DNA binding; ATP binding
Source: RefSeq, a predicted model, not a curated record
AUGGAUCCAGAGGAUAUCCCGUCUCUCACUGCCUCACCCAUUCCAACGUUCAAGGUUCCCACAGAAGAAUUCAUAAUGGAUCCAGAGGAUAUCAUGUCUGAUAUCUCUGAUGAUGAAGUUGAAGAGCCGCAGCCCAAGGUCACCGACAAACAGAGAAGCCAGAAUGCUACGUUCACUGCACUCCUUGAACAACAUGUUGUCAACGGAUCUAUCGACGACCUUGAUGGGACAUAUACCGGGCCAUCGGAUGUGGAACUUUCCACAGCUCGUCUUAUCGCAAAGUCAGACAUGGGAGGGGGAGUCCUAGACCCCCGUGAGUACCAACUCGAGCUCUUUGAUAGAGCCAAGAGCGAAAACACGAUUGCGGUCCUCGAUACAGGUUCGGGAAAGACUUUAGUGGCUGUGCUCCUGCUCAAGUAUAUUCUGGAACUCGAGUUAAACAACCGUCAGAAUAAGAUGGAGCAUAAAGUGGCCUUUUUCUUGGUUGAUAGCGUCACCCUGGUCUUUCAACAGUCAGCAGUCUUGCGAAGAAAUCUCAACCAGAAGGUCGCCUAUUUCUACGGGAAUUUAGGGCCUGAUCUUUGGGACCAACAGACAUGGCAAAAGCAGCUUAAGUCGUACAUGGUCAUUGUAUGCACGGCAGAGAUCCUCAAUCAAGCCCUACUGAAUGGGCAUCUGAGGAUUGAUCAGGUCAACCUUUUGAUCUUUGACGAAGCCCAUCACGCCAAAAAGGAGCACCCUUACGCCCGCAUCAUCCGAGAUUCGUACUUGAAAGUAGAGCCUCACAAGCGACCCAGAAUUUUCGGGAUGACUGCUUCACCGGUUGAUGCUAAAUGUGACAUACCGACAGCAGCAUCCCAGCUUGAGACCCUUCUAUGCAGCCGCAUUGCCACAAUCUCGGAUCUUAGCCUCCUACGACAUUUCGUGAACACACCAACAGAGGAGGAAUGGGUAUACGAGAAGCUUCGUCCGUCGUUCGAAACAGACCUGCAUGUCGCUUUAAAGACCAAGUAUGGAGAUAUAUCGAUACUCGAGAGCGCGUUUCGGUUCGCAUCAGUUGCAAGCUCAGAGUUAGGGCCCUGGUGCGCUGAUCAGGUGUGGCGGCUAGCACUAGCAGACGACGUACUGCCCAAGCUCGAGGGCAGUAUCAAUAAAAAUGCCAACUCCGAUAUUCACUGCUCCGAGAAGGCCACUGAGGACAUCAGGCGUGUGCAGGAAGCUAAUCAGUUUGUCAAAGGCUACGUCGAAAAACAGCAAGUUUCGCCAAAGGAUCUUAGCUCGAAAGUUGAACUCCUGAUAACAAAGCUGGGAGAACAAUUCCUAAAGUUGCCAGAUACCAAAUGCAUUGUGUUCACGCAACGCCGCAAUACAGCCAAAGUUUUGUUGCAGCUGUGUGAAAAGUUGGAAAUCCCAAACCUGCGCCCUGAAGCCUUAGUUGGGGUUCGCAAAGGGGAUGCCCUGGGUAUGAACUCCACGUUUCGUCGUCAAUUUCUUAUCUUGUCCAAGUUCCUAAAAGGCGACCUGAACUGCUUGUUUGCAACUUCGGUGGCUGAGGAAGGUCUUGACAUCCCAGACUGUAACCUGGUGGUCCGGUUUGAUCUCUAUGAUACGGUCAUUCAGUACGUCCAAAGUCGCGGCCGUGCCAGGCGCGCUGACUCAGUGUACGCAACGAUGAUUGAAUUUGGUAACCGCACUCACCGCAUGAGACUACAGGAAGUCCGAAAGGAAGAGAACCAAAUGAGGAGCUUUUGCAAUCAACUACCGGACGAUCGAAAGCUCGGGGGGGACGAGGAGGAUUUGAAGCGCCUUAUCUGUGGAGAGGACAGGAAGAGGUCGUACACUGUCCCGGCCACUGGAGCCAAAUUAACCUAUCGCCAUGCGAUUGGUGUACUCGCAAAGUUUGCUAGUUCUUUGGUAAGAGCCACUCUCACAUAUGAUAUUGUCCUGUUAGAAACUGACAGUAUCAACCUUCAGCAAUAUCAGAAUGAGACCUCGGCCAGCGUCUCAUAUGUAGUCACUCCGGAGAGGGAUUUGUUCCGCUGUGAGAUAAUUUUGCCAGAGAAGUCCCCUGCCCGAGGGGUGGUUGGAUAUCCUGAACCAACGAAAGCACUUGCUAAGCAGUCCGCUGCUUUUGAUACAUGCUUGUUGCUCCGAAAGCACCGUCUGCUGGAUGACCACUUCAACUCAGUUUAUCACAAGCGCUUACCGGCUAUGCGUAAUGCCAAAUUGGCCAUUACAUCAAAAAGAACUGACCAAUACAGCAUGCGUACAAAGCCUUCAGUCUGGGCCAGACAGCAAGGAACCAUCCCAUCACGCCUCUGGGCGACAAGUAUUCGCCUCACUCCAUCAGCACCUCUUGUUCGAGCCCCCGGAAGCCUCGUCUUGCUGACAAGAGAGCCAAUUCCCCAAGCCCCGAUAUUCCCGGUCUACUUGGACAACGAUAUCAUGACCACAGUCCAGUCUUUGCGCAUCGACGGCUUCCUUGAGGUUUCAUCCCGAGAACUCGACAAGCUCACUUCUUUUACACUCACUGUCUUUCACGAUGUAUUCCACAAGACUUAUACUCCGGUCUCGGAACAGUUCCCGUACUGGCUUGCUCCUGCUCGGCAGGAUUUUGACGCAGGAUUGCCAACUAGUGCCUUUGAGGUAAUUGAUUGGAAGGCUCUGCAAUACGUCCAAGACUACCCAAAGAUUUUGUGGUCCCCGGAUAUGAAGCCUGAAGCAUUGCUAAAUCGGUUCAUCUACGAUGACUGGAACGGAAAGUAUCGAUAUUUCCCACUUGAUGUCGAUCCGAACCUACGCCCUACCGAUCCACCUCCUUCAUAUGCGCCAUCUCGAAAGUGGUCGGAUAACAUCAUGAAUUGGACAUUGAGCCUCAGCAAGAAUUCACGUCCAAAGUUCUUCGACCGAUGUAUCUGGGACCAACCAGUCCUACAAGCCGAACUGGUAUGUCUUCGGCGGAACUUCCUCGACAGAGCUGCCGCCGACGCCAAAGCAGCCAACUCAAGAUGUGUCAUCUGCCCUCAACCAUUGGUUAUAUCGCCGAUUUCUCUGCCGAUAGCUGUGACAUGCCUCGUUUUCCCAGCAAUCAUCACCAGAAUGGAGUCGUAUCUGAUUGCCGAUGAGGGGUGUACAAUGCUAGGCCUUCAUGACAUCAAGCUCGACCUUGCUCUGGAAGCGUUUACCAAGGAUUCUGACAAUACCGAAGAGCACCGGAGUCGACAGAUUCAUGUUCAGCGGGGCAUGGGGAAAAACUAUGAGCGUCUCGAGCUGCUAGGAGACUCCGUUCUCAAAAUGGCGACCUCAAUCUCGCUCUUCGCUCAAAAACCAGAAGAUGAUGAAUACGACUACCACGUGAAUAGGAUGUGCCUCGUCUGCAACAAAAAUCUGUUCAAAGCCGCGACUGAACUGAAGCUAUAUGAAUACAUCCGUAGCCGCGGAUUCUCAAGGCAUUUGUGGUAUCCUCCAGGUCUUUCGCUUGAGUACGGUCGGGACCAUGCCAAGUUCUUUACCACUGAAGCUAGACAUUCUUUGGCCGAGAAGACCAUAGCAGAUGUUUGCGAGGCACUGAUAGGGGCGUCGCUGCUAACUGGAGGAGUCGAUAAUCGUUAUGAUAUGGCCAUCAAAGCCGUGACCAUCUUCGUCAAUAGUCAGAGCCACACAGCAACAUCAUGGAAGGACUACAUAAAUGCAUACUCGCUGCCUGCAUACCAGACUACGGGAACUAAUGCAUUCGAAGGCGACCUUGCUGAUCAAGUGUUCGAGAAACUAGGCUACAGAUUCAAGUACCCUCGUCUUUUGCGGUCAGCUUUUACACAUCCAUCUUAUCCCAGUGCCUGGGCUAGUGUGCCAUGCUAUCAGCGACUCGAGUUUUUGGGUGAUGCUCUCAUGGACAUGGUGUGUGUGGAACACCUGUUUCAUCGCUUCCCAGAUCGAGACCCGCAAUGGUUAACUGAACACAAGAUGGCUAUGGUAUCCAACAAGUUCCUUGGCGCUCUGGCUGUCAAGCUGGGGCUCCAUCAUCAUCUCCAGCAUUUCAGUAGCCCGAUCCUGGUUCAAAAUACCAAAUAUGUGACUGAGAUAGAGUUCGCAGAGAAGGAAGCUAAGGGGGAGGUAGACUAUUGGCUGUCCACAUCCGAUUCACCCAAGUGCCUUCCUGAUAUGCUUGAGGCCUAUAUCGGCGCCAUAUUCGUCGAUUCAGGCUUUGACUUCACCAUCGUCGAGGCAUUCUUUGAGAAGCAUGUUCUGCCGUUCUUCCGGGACAUGUCCAUUUACGACACAUUUGCAAACAGGCAUCCUACAACAUUCCUUUAUAGCAAGAUGGCUCAGUUGUACCAAUGUGCUGACUACUGCUUGAAAUCAGGAGAGAUCCCUGGUGUGAGUGGAAAAACUUCCAGGGUCUAUGCGGUGGUCAUGGUGCAUAACCAGCUCAUUGCUGAAGCAACCUCUUCGUCGAGUCGGUACGCUAAGGUGAAGGUUAGCAGCAGGGCAUUGGCUGUUAUUGAAGGACUGUCCGUUUCUGAGUUCCGGAAGAGAUACAACUGCGAUUGUCAAAUUGAGCAGAUCGAUGGGAACGGCUCAGAUAUUGGCACAAAGUUCGGAACGGCAAUCUGA